AUGCUCAUGGGUGAUGAAGUUAAGCGAUACCUGUUUGUGCUGUCUUUAAGGGGCACCCUCUGUGUUCGCAAGCCUGGGACCUUCCCUCUUUUGCAGACUUUGAGGGGUUCCUUGCACCCCUUGGCCUCCGAAUUCCUCCAGGCUCAGGAGGUGAUUGUCCGAAUCGCUGCCCAGCUGUUGGCCAACGAUCAGCCCCUGGGAAGCAGCCGGCCAGCCGCAAAGCCCAACCUGCUGGAAGCCAUCCAGCGGCUCCGUCAGCAGCUGAGCGAGGAAAAGGAGCUCGUUUUCCAGCUGCAGGAGAGAAAUCGGCAGCUUCAGAGCAGCCAGGAAGAGAAAACGGCCCGUGGGCUGGAAGAGAACCGGCAGCUGCAGGAGCAGAAAGAGAAAGUGUCCCGUCUACUGAAGGAGAAGCAACAAGUCCAGGAGAAGUUGGAGGACCAGGAAAAACUGGUGUCCGAGCUACUGGGAAAGAACGGGGAGCUUCAGCAGGAGCUGGAGGAGAAGGACAUUCGAGUGUCACACCUGGUGCAAGAGAACGACUGGCUCCGUCAAGAGAAUGCGAGACUCCAGAGGAGUCCCGGAUCCCAGAGAUGGGCUUCUUCCUCCUGGGCCAGUUCUGCUCCCCCACUCACAGCCUUCCCCGUGCAGGUCUGGACCACUGGGCAGACGGGAGGCUGCGAAAAGGACAUUGUCAACGACGUCUCCAAGCUCCUGGCAGGCCACGGGAUCUCCCUCCAGCAGGAGGGUUACGAAGAGAAGUCUGACCGCUUCCUCCUCCUCUUCUGCCCUGUCUCCUCCCGCGUGGGCAGCGACACACUCUGUGCCCUGGCGGCGCUGAACAGAAUACGAAAGGCCGUCCUGGUCGUCCUUCACCACAAGCCGAAGGGCAGCACCCAAGAGAUCUUGGACACCCAGCGGCAGGUCCAGCACGAAGCUCUGGUGCGCACGGUGCAUGCCUGCUACAGCAUCCAGGAUGGAUUCUACGCCUGCGAGAUGAACGAGGCCGCCGUGGCGUCCGUGGCAAAGGCCAUCCAGGAGCAGAGGAGGAGCUGAGCCACACAUCCGGCGCGCCGACUUCUCUAGGGUGGUUGACCGCGGUGGGCAUGCAAAAUCGAGUUUUUGGGGAAUGAGGGUGCUCACUGCAAUGCGCGUUUUUCGGACUGGCCUGGCCUGGCUUGCUACCUCCAGGCUGCCUCCACUCACCCUGGGAUGUCAUGGUAAUGGGUGCAGAGCUCUCGGAAGAAGGUGUCUUGUCAGAGUCAGAGCCUCGGGUCCAUCUAACUCU
Messenger RNA from Podarcis raffonei (Aeolian wall lizard), 1285 nucleotides. RefSeq lists its product as uncharacterized. NCBI's taxonomy places the organism in Eukaryota, Metazoa, Chordata, Lepidosauria, Squamata, Lacertidae. The coding region runs from base 1 to 1053 and encodes 350 amino acids. The record is from RefSeq and is a predicted model, not a curated record. The transcript is spliced from 4 exons.